AUGUACUGCUCAAUCGAGUGCGCGCAUAAGCACUUUCACGAAGAGCCUCUCAAGACCACUAAGCCCGUCAUUCCCUGCGACGUUUGCGCCAGUGACAAAGAACUGACAUCGUUCAUCCACAUCAGCUACCCAGAGGCGUACGAUGAGCGGGGGGAGACCCGAACAAACCUCCCGAUACCCAGCGACUGCGUUUUUUCGAUCAUGCCAGAGCGAAGGAACUUCGAGUCGGGUGUUUGCGUUGACUGCAUCGCCACUUUUCUAGAGACGCAGUUCCGGGCCCGCGGUGCGAGGGGAAUCACCUGCGUCUCAGACAUCUGCUAUUGGCACGAUCCGGACGGCAUAAACUCGUGGCUAGACUACGCUCUAGCGUUCUUGCCGGAGGUGUUGCACGCAAACUUUCAGCAGCAGAUGCUCGAGCUGUGGCUGUCGCGCAUGACGCGGUGGGUGUGUCCCGGGAGCUGUCAGAGCGCCGACUACAUCGUGGAACCUGCGAACACCGCGGGAUAUCCACAAGUCUACUGCGAGUCGUGCGAGCAGCGCUUCUGUGCUAUAUGUAGGGUUCCGUGGCAUGCUGGCGUUACUUGUCAACAGUAUCACGCAGAUCACCCUGAGCUGAGGGAUGAGGACGAGGUGCAAGUUCUGACAGACAUGGCAAAGGCUGGUGCAAGGCGGUGUCCAUGCUGCCAGUCUGUCAUCAUCAAAGACGGUGGGUGCAGCUACAUGGUUUGCGAAGCAUGUGGAUUCGAGUUUCAUUGGGGAAAGGCUGAGAAGAUUGGUCCGACUGUCGGGGGAGAAGACGACUUCAGUGCAGCAUUGCAAGGCGGUGGCGAUCCUGCGGAGUCUGAAGAAGAUGAUGACGGGUACUACGAACCUCCUGCGGUAUGCGAGAUGGACCGCAUAGUUUAA
Messenger RNA from Didymella exigua CBS 183.55, 906 nucleotides. RefSeq lists its product as uncharacterized. The record is from RefSeq and is a predicted model, not a curated record. Gene Ontology annotation, cellular component: cytoplasm; ubiquitin ligase complex. Gene Ontology annotation, molecular function: ubiquitin conjugating enzyme binding; ubiquitin protein ligase activity; zinc ion binding. Gene Ontology annotation, biological process: ubiquitin-dependent protein catabolic process; protein polyubiquitination; positive regulation of proteasomal ubiquitin-dependent protein catabolic process. Bases 1 to 906 code for a protein of 301 amino acids. NCBI's taxonomy places the organism in Eukaryota, Fungi, Ascomycota, Dothideomycetes, Pleosporales, Didymellaceae. The transcript has a single exon.